AUGUCUGAAACUCCGCAAUUUAAUGAACUCGAGGAGCUUUAUAAAGAUUUAGAAGCACUUGAAGAAGAUCUUGAGGAUCUUAAGAAGAAAUUAACCGACUCGGGUAGCCACCAAAAACCUGUUCAGGGUAUUUUUGCACACGAGACAGAACCGACUAGAUUUGUUCGCCAUCGAGUAUUGAUCAAUCGUGUGAUUGAAGAAGAGCUCAAGCUCAAACGUAUUAUUGAAGGAGAGGGCAAGCUCAAAACCCUUCACCCAAUGGAUGAGGACUUGGACAAAUGGCAUAAUGAUAAAGAGCUCAUCGACUCUAUGGCGGAAGCGGAAGGCGUAACAUCGAUGAGAAUAAAGGAAAAUCUUGAGGGGGAGAUACAGGCAUUGAAGGAGCAGAUUUCGGACAAGGAGAAAGAAAUUGAGGACAAAAAGGAAGAGAUUAAGGCGGAGAAGUCUCUGACAAAGGAGCAGAUAGAGAAGCGAGGAAUCAAGCCAUAUAGGCUGUAG
Clonostachys rhizophaga is the source of this 498-nucleotide messenger RNA. The record is from the annotation of a GenBank genome assembly. NCBI's taxonomy places the organism in Eukaryota, Fungi, Ascomycota, Sordariomycetes, Hypocreales, Bionectriaceae.